Tachyglossus aculeatus (Australian echidna) is the source of this 1485-nucleotide messenger RNA. Its product is annotated as olfactory receptor 14A16-like. NCBI's taxonomy places the organism in Eukaryota, Metazoa, Chordata, Mammalia, Monotremata, Tachyglossidae. The transcript is spliced from 8 exons. Bases 1 to 1485 code for a protein of 494 amino acids. Gene Ontology annotation, biological process: G protein-coupled receptor signaling pathway. Gene Ontology annotation, cellular component: membrane. The record is from RefSeq and is a predicted model, not a curated record. Gene Ontology annotation, molecular function: olfactory receptor activity; odorant binding; G protein-coupled receptor activity.
AUGCCCAACAUCUCCACGGUGACGGAAUUCCUCCUGCUGGGAUUCUCGGAGGUCCGGGAGCUGCAGCUGGUCCACGCCGUGCUGUUCCUCCUGGUCUACCUGGCGGCCCUGACGGGGAAUCUCCUCAUCGUCGCCGUCACGGCCCUCGACUGGCGCCUCCACACCCCCAUGUACUUCUUCCUCAGGAACCUGUCCGUCCUCGACCUCUGCUACAUCUCCGUCACUGUCCCCAAAUCCAUCCACAACUCCCUGACCGACCGUAGUUCCAUCUCCUUCCUGGGCUGUGCCGCCCAGCUCUUCUCGGUGGUCCUGUUUGCCGCCUCAGAGGUGUUCAUCCUCACGGCCAUGUCCUACGACCGCUACGCCGCCAACUGCCUUCCCCUGCGCUACGAAGUCGUCAUGAACGGACGGGCCUGUGGGACGAUGGCGGCCGCCUCGUGGCUCACUGGGGGCCUUUUGGCAGUAAUGUGUUCAGCUGCGACGUUCUCCCUGUCCUUCUGUGGGUCCAACAUCGUCCCGCAGUUUUUCUGUGACAUCCCCUCCCUGCUGAAGAUCUCCUGCUCCACGGACCAUGUCGCCGUCGACGUGAGCGUCACCGCUGGGGCAGUGUUAGGCUUCCCUGGCUUCAUUCUCGUCAUCUUCUCGUACGUGCGCAUCUUCCGGGCCGUGCUGAGGAUGCCGGCCGCCGAGGGCCGGGCCAAAGCCUUCUCCACCUGCCUGCCCCACCUCGCCGUCGUCACUAUUUUCAUCUCGGCGGCGGCAUUUGUCUAUCUCAAGCCGUCCUCGGAAUCCUCCUCGAUCGUGGAUCUGCUGGUGUCCGUGUUCUACUCCGUGGUGCCCCCCGUCCUGAAUCCCCUCAUCUACAGCCUGAGGAACCGGGACGUGAAGGCCGCCAUGGACAGGAUCCUGAAAGGCUACGAGGUCAUCAUGAACGGACAGGCUUGUGGGACGAUGGCGGCCGCCUCGUGGCUCACUGGGGGCCUGUUGGCAGCAAUGCGUUCAGCUGGGACGUUCUCCCUGUCCUUCUGUGGGUUCAACAUCGUCCCGCAGUUUUUCUCGACGGUAUUUGUCUACCUCAAGCCACCUUCGGACUCCUACUCGAUCACGGAUCUGCUGGCGUCCAUGUUCUACUCCAUGAUCUCCUGCUCCAAGGACCAUGUCGCCAUCGACGUGACCGUCGCCGCUGGGGUAGUGUUAGGCGUCACCUGCUACAUUCUCAUCGUCGUCUCCCUCAAGCCGCCCUCUGACUCCUUCUCGAUCAUGGAUCUUCUGAUGUCCGUGUUCUACUCCAUGAUCUCCUGCUCCGAGGAUCACGUCGUCAGCGACGUAAGCAUCACCGGUGGGUCAGUUUUAGUUGUCGUCUCCCUGGUCUUCAUCGUCGUCUCAUACGACCACGUCGUCAUCGACGUGACCGUCCUCUGUGGUGUAGCUUUAGUUGUCAUCUUCUUGGUCUCCAUCAUCGUCUCGGAAUCUCCCAGGAAAUAA